CAGCCACCAAGCGGCUCCGAGGGAUCACCAUCUUCAGCACAAGCUUCACCUCCCUCCCACAAUUCCAAUGACAUCACGCUGCUAAGUAUUCCCGAUGCUUCUUCCCACCCUGAGCCAUCACUGUUCUCCACACAAGACCAGCAGAGAUAGCUUCGCGCUUUAACGAUAGUUUUGUAGCUACGCUAGCGUAGUGGACAUUGAAACAGUUGUACUUGGUAGACCCCGCUGCCCUUUUUCCUCCUUGUUCGCUUUUGUCUGCUUCUAACUGCCGCUCCUCCUCGGAGGGGAAGAAAAUAUCCACGAGGUUUUGGUGCUAAAAUUACCAAAAGAAAGAGGGGGGAAAAAAUAGAAGUGGUGGGGGGAAAGAACCGAACUGAUUCGGGCGUGGUAGCAAGGGGGGAAAAAAAGUCAUUUUUGCCCUAAAACUUGAGAGAAGCAGCCACAAUGUCGUUAUCCGUGCCACAGAACGGAGUAAAGGCGGACAACGAACCCGUCAUCGAGCUUUUUGUCAAGGCGGGAAGCGACGGCGAGAGCAUCGGAAACUGCCCCUUCUCUCAGAGGCUCUUCAUGAUACUCUGGCUUAAAGGAGUCGUCUUUAACGUCACCACAGUGGACCUGAAAAGGAAGCCCGCAGACCUCCAGAACCUGGCUCCCGGCACGCACCCGCCUUUCAUCACGUUUAAUGGCGAGGUCAAAACUGAUGUCAACAAGAUCGAGGAGUUCCUGGAGGAUGUUCUCAGCCCACCCAAAUACGUCAAGCUUGGUGCCAAACACCCCGAGUCUAACACAGCCGGCAUGGACAUCUUCGCCAAGUUUUCUGCCUACAUCAAGAACUCCAAGCCAGACGCAAACGAGGCUCUGGAGCGUGGGCUGCUGAAGACGUUGCAGAAGCUGGACGACUACCUUCGCUCCCCGCUGCCCGACGAGAUCGACCACAACAGCAUCGAGGACAUCAAGUUCUCCAGCCGCAAGUUCCUGGACGGGGAUGAAAUGACCCUGGCGGACUGCAACCUGCUGCCCAAACUGCACAUAGUGAAGGUUGUGACUAAGAAGUACCGAGGCUUUGACAUUCCCAAAGAGAUGACGUCCAUCUGGAAGUACCUGAAUAACGCCUACACACGUGAGGAGUUUACCAACACCUGCCCCAGCGACAAGGAGAUAGAGAUCGCCUAUGGAGAUGUAGCCAAGAGGCUGGUCAAAUAAACGUCUCUUCACGGUCCACAUUGCCCACUAAAAUCCUAACCCAUUCCGCCGUCCUCUCUCAUUUCCUUACACCUCCCACUCCUCAGCAUCUGGACUGAUGUGCCUCAUUUUUGAGACAGAAGCAAAAAAAAA
Poecilia latipinna (sailfin molly) is the source of this 1335-nucleotide messenger RNA. It is a transcript of the gene clic4, whose product is annotated as chloride intracellular channel 4. Lineage: Eukaryota; Metazoa; Chordata; Actinopteri; Cyprinodontiformes; Poeciliidae. The record is from RefSeq and is a predicted model, not a curated record. Bases 445 to 1203 code for a protein of 252 amino acids. The transcript has 6 exons.